GCAUAAAUACCUUCUGCAACCGAACCGACCUCAGCCGUCGGCGGGAUUCUGCACGGAGGUGGGGCGCGACGACGACUGCUCACAGCGCCUUCCUUCAGCCUGGUUUCUGUAGUUCUUGAGCAAAGAGAAUGGCUUUGAAGGCGGUGAUAGUGAUCAGCUGUAUCCUGGGGAUCGGGGCCCUUCCCCUGGAAGACCCAGAGGAUGGAGGCAAGCAUUGGGUUGUCAUUGUUGCUGGUUCAAAUGGCUGGUAUAACUACAGGCACCAGGCUGAUGCAUGUCAUGCUUACCAGAUUGUACACCGGAAUGGCAUUCCAGAUGAACAGAUAGUUGUUAUGAUGUACGAUGACAUUGCCUAUGACGAAGAGAAUCCUACCCCAGGUAUCAUAAUCAAUCGACCCAAUGGCACAGAUGUGUACAAAGGAGUAUUAAAGGACUAUGUAAAAGAGGAUGUUACACCUGAGAACUUCCUUGCUGUGCUGAGAGGGGAUGCUGAAGCAGUAAAGAAUAAAGGAUCAGGGAAGGUACUAAAAAGUGGUCCCAAGGAUCACGUAUUUGUCUACUUCACUGAUCAUGGUGCCCCUGGGCUUCUGGCUUUUCCAUCAGAUGAUCUCAACGUGCAAGACUUAAAAAAGACCAUCCAGUAUAUGUACCAUCACAAAAAGUACCAGAAGCUGGUGUUUUACAUUGAGGCAUGUGAAUCUGGAUCAAUGAUGGAACACCUACCAGAUAACAUAAACGCUUACGCCACGACCGCUGCCAAUUCCGACGAGUCAUCAUAUGCCUGUUACUUUGAUGACAAGAGACAAACUUACCUUGGAGACUUGUACAGUGUCAGUUGGAUGGAAGAUUCUGAUGCAGAGGAUCUGAAAAAAGAAACGCUCCACAAGCAGUUUGUCUUGGUAAAGAAACAUACCAACACCAGCCAUGUGAUGCAGUAUGGAAACUUAUCCAUCGCUCAUAUGAAAGUGGUCCAGUUCCAGGGCACAAGUAAAGCUUCUAGUGCCCCCAUUUCAUUGCCUCCAGUCAGUCACUACGACCUCACUCCCAGCCCCGACGUGCCCCUUGCAAUCAUGAAGCGCAAAUUGAUGGCCACUAACGAUGUCUAUGAGGCAAAGGCAAUCUUGGGAGAGAUGAAGAGACAUCUGGAGGCGAAAGAGCUAAUCCAGAAGUCUAUGCGCAAGAUUAUCUACUUCAUAACAAACUCAGAUGAGCGUACUGAGCACAUCUUAUCAAACCGGUUGAUGCUCAGGAAUUAUGAUUGCUAUGAAUCGGCACUAGAGCACUUCAAAGCCCGCUGCUUCAACUGGCACGCUCCUUUGUAUGAAUAUGCUCUGAGACAGCUGUAUGCCUUGGUCAAUGUCUGUGAAUCGGGAUAUCACAUUGACAGGUAA
Molecule: messenger RNA, 1391 nt
Organism: Pogona vitticeps (central bearded dragon)
Lineage: Eukaryota; Metazoa; Chordata; Lepidosauria; Squamata; Agamidae
Source: RefSeq, a predicted model, not a curated record